AUGGAAAACAGAUUAGAGAUAACUGUGAUCUCGGCGAGGGAUCUCAGAAACGUGAGGAGGGUUUUCAAGAGCCAUAUGAGAGUCUAUGCCGUGGUUUCCGUCAGCAGCGAUCCCAAUAAAAUCCAGAGAACGCCCGUCGACCAAAAGGGCGGGACGAAUCCCAACUGGAAUUGCACCAUGAACUUCAGUCUUGGUGAGUGCGAUUUGUCCGUCCACCGGAACAAACCGAUCCUCCUUUCCUUCAAGCUCUGUUGCAACCGGACUCGGGGCGACAAGCUUUUAGGGGAGGUCUUCGUGCCCAUCAUAGAUCUUCUCAACAACGCUCCGCCCACCGGGAAUUCUACGCCGACGCGUACAAUCUCUUGCCAGGUCCGUGAUCUGUUAGGAAAUCUGCAUGGUAUACUGAAUUUCUCGUAUAAGUUUCGUGGCACAGGCGGCUGGCAGCAGCAGCCGGGGCAUGGCACCUUCCCCUCCGAUGGUGCAUCAGAGACGUCCCCAUGUACGCCGACGGUUGCGGCAGAUGUGGCGGAAAAAGGAAUCGACGACCAGUCUCUCGGGGAAGAGGAACCGGAUCAAUGUCAGAGCACGGCUGACUCAGAGGAGGGAGAGGAUUCUGACUCUGAGGAUUAUGAGGACGCGGAUGACCAUUUGCAGCAGGAUGUGAUUUAA
Nelumbo nucifera (sacred lotus) is the source of this 669-nucleotide messenger RNA. RefSeq names its product protein SRC2-like. The record is from RefSeq and is a predicted model, not a curated record. NCBI's taxonomy places the organism in Eukaryota, Viridiplantae, Streptophyta, Magnoliopsida, Proteales, Nelumbonaceae. Gene Ontology annotation, biological process: defense response.